GUAACCGAAUAAGUAAAGUUAAAAAAAGUCCUCCUCUGGCCCGUCCUCUCUCUGCGCUUCCCUUCCCUCUCGCCUUCCUUGGGGGGCAAGGAUCUAGAAAGAAGCGAGGCACUGUGAGGAAAAGAGAGCUUAGAGAAGGAAGGAGGGAGGUAUUUGUGUGAUCAUGGAGGACUCAGGAAAAACCUCAUCCGGCGCGGCAGAUUCGUACGUUGGCAGUUUGAUCAGCCUGACUUCAAAGUCGGAGAUCAGGUACGAAGGCCUUCUCGCCUCCAUCAACACCGAAGAAUCCAGCAUCGGCUUGCAGAAUGUUAGGUCAUAUGGUACUGAAGGGCGGAAAAAAGAUGGACAACAGAUACCUCCAAGCGAUAAAAUUUAUGAAUACAUUUUGUUCAGAGGGAAGGAUAUCAAGGAUUUGCAAGUGAAAUAUACACCAGCUGCUCAUAAUACUCCAGAGCUUCAUCAUGAUCCUGCUAUUAUUCAGCAGUCACACUUUUCUGAGGGCCCACUGGAUUCCAGGGGGUUUUCUUCACUUGGAACAGCCAUGACAAGUAUGCCAUACCAUGAGGGUUACGUGUCCUCACACAUAGCUGGAUCUAAUUCUUUUACUGUUCCAUCUAUCCAAGACGGCAAUCCUUCAUUGUCACUUGAUUGGCAUGGUUGUUAUAGACCAUCAAAUGGGAUUCCUUACACUUCUUGCUCACAGGAGCCCCCACUACAACAUUCUCUGAUUCAGCCCUCCAUUCAUUUGAGUUCUUCUGUGUCAGGUCUUGUUGAUCCUCCACCUUUAACUGCCUAUGGCAUAUCAACUAAGGUACCUGCCUCAUUGUUACCAAAACCAGACUUGACUGCAAAUUCAUUGCAUAGGCCUAUCAUUCCCCAUUCCCUGGGGCACAAACUGCACCAUUCUGAGGUUCAUCCUUUUGCUACUUUUAUCUCCCCUACGUCAGGAGUUGCCAAUGCUUCAGCUUUACCUGUUAUGCCAUCUGAUAAUCUUCUAUACAACAAUUUGCCAUCAAUGAGUGCAUCCGUUCAAAGUGAUAUAUCCUCCUCUACAUUUUCCAUCACCCCCACUAAGGUACCUGAGACAUCAUUACUUGAAUCAGAAUUAGUUACUAACUCAAUAAGAGUGUCACCACCAACUUAUGGUCAAGAAGUGAACUCAAUUGCAUCACCUUUCCAAAACAAUGGUUGGUAUGCACCAGUAACAAAUCCUGCUGUUUGGUCGAUGCCUAAGUCUGAAACUUCUACUGAGUCGUCCACUUCAGGUCCUUCAGCACUGGGGCCUUCAAUUUUGAAACCCGGGCAAUGUUUACAACCUGGUGCUUUUAAUGAUUCACUUCUGCAGACCUUUGACAAUGAUAAGGAAAUCAGAGAGGCUACUGUACCAUCUUCAUCAAAGAUGUCAUCAUUUGUCUCAACUUUGAAUACUCAGCGAACUUUGCCGUCCACGCCCAUAUGUUCAGAUAAGCAGAAUCAGCUUAAAGCUAUGGAAUAUGCUGAGGAAUUUGACUUUGUAGCCAUGAAUGAGAAGUUUAAGAAGGAAGAAGUUUGGGGAACUUUGGGCAAAGUUAUGCAGAAGACUUCGGGAGGCAGAAAUGAGAAUGAUGUAGAUGAACUGGUUAAUGAAAAUGAUGGUGCUCAAUUCACAAAGUUCAGUAAUAGAGCUGUUUAUGUCAAGGAUGAAUUCUUUGAUUCAAUUUCUUGUGGGUCAUUAGAUAGAGCUAGGCGGAACCAACAUGGCAGAUAUUCUGAGCGGACAAAAGUGGAUACUGAGACUUUUGGUGAUUUCCAGCAGAGGCCCUAUACAGGCCGUGGUAGAGGAUACCUUGCAAACUACAGAGGUGCAUAUUACCGUGGAAGAGGUUAUAGACAUGGGUGGAGGGGGCGUGGCGAGGAUGGUGUAGGUGAACAAGGAUGACAGCUGAAAAGAAGUGAUCUCACAUGGUAAUCAAGAGAAACGUGUUCAAGUAUGCCUGUGGCUUUGGUUUGUGCAGCUGCACAUGUAAGUCCCUCUGGUAUUUGAGCAGAAGAGUCUUAACCGUUGAGUUUAUUUCCAGUUGCUCUUGAAUUAGGAUUUUCUUCCCAAAGCAACGAGGCAUCACUUACAUAUUAAGUUCUGUAUAAAGCACUUCUGCUGCGGAAACUUAAUGGCAUGCUAUUUGCUUGAGCUAGCUCGCAACUGUCUUCUUAGUCAUCAGGCACUCAACCAUGCUUUCGAUGUAAUUAAUUUACAUGUGAGGAUGUUACAAAUGUCAUUGGAACUUUAGUUAUAUUUCCUUUGGUCU
Nymphaea colorata (pocket water lily) is the source of this 2285-nucleotide messenger RNA. RefSeq names its product protein decapping 5-like. Gene Ontology annotation, molecular function: mRNA binding. Gene Ontology annotation, cellular component: P-body. NCBI's taxonomy places the organism in Eukaryota, Viridiplantae, Streptophyta, Magnoliopsida, Nymphaeales, Nymphaeaceae. Gene Ontology annotation, biological process: P-body assembly; cytoplasmic stress granule assembly. The record is from RefSeq and is a predicted model, not a curated record. The transcript has 7 exons. Bases 164 to 1918 code for a protein of 584 amino acids.